Messenger RNA from Anopheles coluzzii, 3172 nucleotides. RefSeq lists its product as uncharacterized. NCBI's taxonomy places the organism in Eukaryota, Metazoa, Arthropoda, Insecta, Diptera, Culicidae. Gene Ontology annotation, molecular function: nucleic acid binding. The transcript has a single exon. The record is from RefSeq and is a predicted model, not a curated record. Gene Ontology annotation, biological process: DNA integration. The coding region runs from base 52 to 2889 and encodes 945 amino acids.
ACAGCUGAACCACGAUCCUGGGAGAAAGAAUUUCCUUCGCUUUUUAGUGGAAUGGGCCUGUGCACCAAGGCACAAAUUCACCUACAGCUGCAACAAGGGAGCAGACCAGUUUUUCGACCGAAACGUCCGGUUGCAUACGCGAUGGAAGAUGCUGUAAAUAAAGAGUUGGAUCGGCUUGAGAAUCUAGGCAUCAUCAGUUCCUGCGACUAUUCGGAUUGGGCAGCACCAGUCGUAGUGGUUCGAAAGGCGAACGGCAAAAUACGGCUUUGCGGAGACUAUAGCACCGGACUCAAUGCAGCAUUACACCCGCACGAAUAUCCGCUUCCUUUACCCCAGGACAUUUUUUCUAAGCUAGCCCGUUGCGUAAUAUUUUCACAAAUUGAUUUAUCCGAUGCAUUUUUGCAGGUAGAAAUAGAAGCAAAGAGCCGACCCCUGCUGACAAUUAAUACGCAUCGUGGUCUAUACCAUUACAACAGGCUUCCUCCAGGCAUAAAAGUGGCCCCUGGUGCCUUUCAGCAGAUAAUGGAUAAAAUGCUCGCCGGGGUAAAUGGAGUAUCUGCUUACAUGGAUGACGUAAUAGUUGGAGGGAAAACACAGGAAGAGCAUGAUGCAGCUCUUGAAGAAACGCUGAAGCGCAUAAGGGACUAUGGGUUUACCAUCCGGCGUGAAAAGUGCGCAUUCAACAAGUCGGAAAUACGCUACUUGGGGCAUAUCAUCGACAUCCGAGGCCUACGACCCGACCCGGCAAAGAUCGACGCCAUAAAAAAUUUGCCUGCUCCAAAAGAUGUCACAGGCGUUCGAUCAUUCAUCGGUGCGAUAAAUUUUUAUGCCAAGUUUAUCCCCAACAUGCGUAACUUGCGCUACCCAUUGGAUAAGUUGCUGCUAGCCGGAAGUGUGUUCCAGUGGACACCCGAAUGUCAGAAAGCUUUUGACCAAUUUAAAGCCCUCUUGUCCACGGAGCUCUUGCUCACACACUACGAUCCAACGCGCGACAUAGUUGUGUCCGCCGAUGCAUCAUCAGUUGGCCUAGGAGCAACGCUAUGCCACAAGUACCCAGACGGAUCCCUAAAAGUGGUACAACACGCAUCCAGAGCACUCAGCAAGGCGAAGAUUGGUUAUAGCCAAAUCGACAGAGAAGGAUUGGCAAUAAUUUUCGCUGUAACCAAAUUUCAUCGCAUGAUAUACGGUCGUCAUUUCACACUGCAGACCGACCACCGACCAUUGGUACGCAUAUUUGGCAGUAAGAAAGGAAUUCCGACAUACACAGCAAACCGGCUGCAGAGGUUUGCACUUACUCUUCAGCUGUAUGACAUGGACAUCGAGUAUGUAGCAACAGGCUCAUUUGGAAACGCCGAUGUGUUAUCUCGGCUCAUACAUCAUCACGCCAAACCUGAAGCUGAAUACGUCAUCGCCAGCCUGGAGUUAGAAAACGACUUAAGGUCAGUUGCCAUUAAUGCGCUUAGCUCAUUUCCUUUAUGUUUUAGAGACGUUGAGACAGCUACGCAGACUGACCCCUUGCUCCGGAAAGUCCAUAAGUACGUGCAGGACGGAUGGCCGCAUGAUGUUUCAUUCGGAGCAGAUUUGGCACGGUACCACAAUAGGAAAGAAUCGCUCUCAACCGUUGAGGGGUGUAUACUUUUCGGGGAGAGAGUGGUCAUCCCGGAGAAACUGCGUUCCCGUUGUUUGCUGCAGCUGCACAAGGGUCAUCCGGGGAUGCAGAGAAUGAAGGCGAUUGCGAGAAGCUACCUGUAUUGGCCAAUGAUCGACGACGAUAUUGUGAGCUACGUGGCAUCUUGUGAAUCCUGUUUGGCAGCCGCUAAAGCACCCCCUCGAGCAACACCAGCGACAUGGCCAACACCAUCGGGCGCCUGGCGUAGAGUACACGUGGACUAUGCUGGACCACUGGAAGGGUAUUUCUUUUUAGUGGUGGUUGAGGCUUUCUCCAAGUGGCCUGAAAUCUACAAAACUACGAGUACAACAACAUCUGCCACCAUCUCCAUGUUACGGAACAUUUUCGCUCGCUUCGGUAUGCCUGAAACGUUAGUUAGCGACAACGGUCCGCAAUUUACCAGCGCUUUGUUUGCGGAGUUUUGCAACAGCAGCGGGAUCGAGCACAUCACGACAGCACCGUUCCAUCCGCAAUCAAAUGGACAGGCGGAGCGGUUCGUCGAUACGCUGAAACGAGCACUGCGGAAGAUCCAGAGCGACGAGACGUCCCUUGAUGAGGCCCUGGAAUUGUUUCUCAUGACGUACCGAUCGACACCAAAUGCGCAGUUGAACCAGCAGAAAUCUCCAGCUGAGGAAAUGUUCGGCCGCCCCAUCAGGACAGCACUGGAGCUGUUGCGGCCCCCAUCAUCACACUCACUAUCUCCUUCCUCAUUUAUUUCAGUGCGAAGUUUUCAGCCUGGCGAUUUCGUCUCUACAAAAUCUUUCUAUAGAAACUCAUGGAAGUGGAUACCGGGAAAGAUCGUUCGUAGCUGUGGACGCGUUAUGUAUGACGUCAUUGCGAGUGAUGGACGUUUACUUCGGCGCCACAUAAACCAAAUCAGGCGUCGUGCGGUAGCCCGUGCACCUGAGGGACAUCAGCUGCCGCUUGAUGUACUGUUAGAGGAAUGGGCUUCUUCUUCUUCCCGACCAGAGCCAACCCACCCGGAGCUGGAACCAAUCGUAAGCGAGCCAACAGCGCUUCCACGGUCAUCGCCCGCUUAUUCAUCACUAGCAGCGACGACCCCGAUGGAUCUUCCUUUGACGACAUCCAGCUCGCUACCUCCUGCCGACCUCGAAAACCGUCACGGAGGUAGGACCGAUCAGCGCCUGAUAGAUUUGCCACGCAGGUCUUCUCGAGUAAGAAAACUUCCGCGUCGGUUCGGAGCCUAUCAGCUCAUUUAGCCGGGGGAGAUGUUGCAGUCCGCCGAGACUGCAGCCUCUUCGCACACUCGAUGCUUUCCGGGAACUGACAGCAUUCGAUGUGUAGCGAAUAUAGUCGUCUUUUUCUCUCUCUCUCUCGUGAUCCAUUACGAUCGGGGAUCCUGCGAUGUAACGAACACUCGGGAUUUUAUCUGCACCAGCAAUAGACGUGGCUAGCGCGCGCGGCACCGUAUUCCUUUUCCUUUUAUCAUUUGAUCGUUUUUAUAUAUAUGUUUGUUAAAAUAAAGUAUAAGUCAACAACAAC